AUGUCUUCUAGAUUCUCCCUCGUCUCGAACCUAACGAGAUCCUUGAGCUCUGUGGGGCGGAUGCAACAGAUGCGGUUCGCAUCGUCGAAGUCGAUGACUGUGCGGGAUGCGUUGAACAGUGCGAUGGCCGAAGAGAUGGACCGUGAUGACGAUGUGUUCAUCAUCGGAGAAGAAGUGGCGCAGUACAACGGUGCGUACAAGGUCACCAAGGGCUUGUUGGACCGUUUCGGCGAGCGCCGGGUGGUGGACACGCCGAUCACCGAGAUGGGUUUUGCCGGUCUUGCGGUGGGUGCCGCCUUGAAGGGCUUGAAGCCUAUUGUCGAGUUCAUGUCGUUCAACUUCUCCAUGCAGGCGAUCGACCAUGUCGUGAACUCUGCUGCCAAGACUUACUACAUGUCCGGUGGUGUGCAGACCUGUCAGAUUGUGUUCAGAGGCCCUAACGGUGCUGCCGUCGGUGUGGCUGCCCAGCACUCGCAGGACUACACUGCGUGGUAUGGCUCCAUCCCGGGUUUGAAGGUUUUGUGCCCAUACUCCGCCGAGGAUGCCAGAGGUUUGUUGAAGGCUGCUAUCAGAGACCCUAACCCUGUUGUGUUUUUGGAGAACGAGUUGCUAUACGGUGAGUCGUUCGAGGUUUCCGAGGAGGUGUUGUCCCCUGACUUCACUCUUCCUUACACUUCUAAGGUCGAGAGAGAGGGUACCGACAUUUCUAUCAUCACCUACUCCAGAAACGUUCAGUUCUCCCUAGCUGCCGCCGAGAUCCUAGACAAGCAGUACGGUGUUUCCGCUGAGGUUAUCAACAUGAGAUCCAUCAGACCAUUGGACAUCGACGCGAUCAUCAAGACCGUCAAGAAGACCAACCACUUGAUUACUGUUGAGGCUACCUUCCCAGCUUUCGGUGUCGGUUCCGAGAUCAUUGCCCAGAUUAUGGAGUCCGAGGCUUUCGACCACUUGGAUGCGCCAGUCCAGAGAGUCACCGGUGCCGAUGUUCCAACCCCAUACGCCAAGGAGUUGGAGGACUUUGCUUUCCCAGACCCAGACACUAUCGUCAGAGCUGCAAAGCAGGUCUUGUCUAUUGAGUAA
Eremothecium gossypii ATCC 10895 is the source of this 1080-nucleotide messenger RNA. RefSeq names its product pyruvate dehydrogenase (acetyl-transferring) subunit E1 beta (gene PDB1). Lineage: Eukaryota; Fungi; Ascomycota; Saccharomycetes; Saccharomycetales; Saccharomycetaceae. The transcript has a single exon. Gene Ontology annotation, molecular function: pyruvate dehydrogenase (acetyl-transferring) activity. The record is from RefSeq and is marked provisional. Gene Ontology annotation, biological process: pyruvate decarboxylation to acetyl-CoA. The coding region runs from base 1 to 1080 and encodes 359 amino acids.